Messenger RNA from Clarias gariepinus (North African catfish), 993 nucleotides. RefSeq names its product trace amine-associated receptor 13c-like. Gene Ontology annotation, biological process: G protein-coupled receptor signaling pathway. Gene Ontology annotation, cellular component: membrane. Bases 1 to 993 code for a protein of 330 amino acids. The record is from RefSeq and is a predicted model, not a curated record. Gene Ontology annotation, molecular function: trace-amine receptor activity. The transcript has a single exon. NCBI's taxonomy places the organism in Eukaryota, Metazoa, Chordata, Actinopteri, Siluriformes, Clariidae.
AUGAAUCUGAAAGAGUUCAACCAGUCUGACCGUUGUGAGCAUUUCUCCUGUCCAGAGAGAUCUGCAUCUCCUGCAGUUUAUAUCUUACUGUAUGUGUGUUCAGCUGCUGUAAUUUUACUAACAGUUUGUGGAAAUCUGCUCGUCAUCAUCUCGGUUCUUCACUUCAAGCAGCUUCACACACCGACUAACAUGUUUGUGCUCUCUCUGGCUGUUUCAGAUUUCCUUGUUGGCAUUUUUGUAAUGCCAUUAAUGUUAAUCUGGACUAUUGAGUCAUGCUGGAUUUUUGGAAAAGUUUUCUGCACCAUCUACUGGGUGAUUAGUGGUUUUCUCACAAUAACAAGCUACAAUAUUGCUCAGAUUGCUGUGGAUCGGUAUUUUGCUCUCUCAAAUCCCUUUCUCUACAUGAACAUUGUCUCUGUGAGAAUCACUUGUAUUGUAAUUGUUUUUAACUGGUUCGUAAUGGUGGUCUAUAUCUUAGCACUCCUAUAUUUCAAUGGAAACUUCACAAGUUCUGUAAUGUGUCCUGGAGAGUGUUUUCUCCCUCUGAAUGGGGUUUGGUCUGUAAUUGAUCUUCUAUAUUCAUUAAUAAUUCCACUUUCUGUCAUAAUCAUAUUGUAUACUCGAGUUUUUGUAAUUGCUAAGAAACAUGCCACUGCUAUCAGAGAGCUUAAUAAUCACACACGGACUAAAACACAGAAAAUCACCUCACACUCGAUGAAAUCUGAAAGAAAAGCAGCUAAAGUCCUCAGCAUUUUAGUGUCUGUGUUUCUGGUUUGUUUACUUCCAUAUUUUACUUGCACUAUAUUAUAUUAUUUUAUUGAACUACAGCUAGAAACCUUUCAAAAACUUUCAAUAUUGUUUUUUUGUCUUAACUCCACCAUUAAUCCAAUUAUUUAUGCUCUGUUUUUCCCGUGGUUUAGGAGGUGCAUUAAAUUAAUCAUAACUCUUCAGGUUUUUCAAAUAGACUCAGCACUUAUCAAUGUUCUUUCAUGA